AUGGCAGUAGGUAACAUGAAAAUGUCGGAAAUUCAGGCUACGUUUUAUCCACCUACGUUAAUGCCACCCUUUAUGGAUUGUUAUCCUCCAACAAAAUUGGAUCUCUCCUUGUACGAUAGUGGAAGUAUUGGUUAUUUUCAGAAUUACAGGAACGAAACGCUAUCAAAAUUCUCGAUGCUACCAUAUGAGUGGGGAAUACAAAAAAUUUCAUAUAGUCCAAGACCUGACAUCGUCGCUGAUACAAUGAAGCGUAAAAUUAAUCGUGAGUUAACCGUACUUUCAAAUGAUAUUUCAACAAUUGAUCCCAUACGCAUGAAGGAAGUUGAUGGCCUAUUUAAAACAGUGCAAAUUCAACGUAGUCAAUAUAAAGAUCGAACUGGCAGUUUUCAUCCUUUAGCUUUUUUUAAGCCCGAUUCUUACAUGUAUCAAAAUGCACCAGGAAUGACGGAAUCAUAUGUCUUGAAAUAUCCAACAAGUUAUAUUAAACAUAAAAUUCCCAUAGUUUUGCCAUUGACGUAUGAAAGAAGGAAACAAACACCAUACAUUCCAGAUUUUUCUCUUUCUGGUAUAUAUAAUAAAUCUAGCUGCAUUGCUUAUAAACGAUAA
This is a messenger RNA of Frieseomelitta varia, 606 nucleotides long. RefSeq lists its product as uncharacterized. The transcript has 3 exons. Bases 1 to 606 code for a protein of 201 amino acids. The record is from RefSeq and is a predicted model, not a curated record. Lineage: Eukaryota; Metazoa; Arthropoda; Insecta; Hymenoptera; Apidae.